AUGGAGGGAUCUGAGGCCGGAAGCUUCCUUAAAGUCCUAUUCAAAAACAUCGACGUUCUUGCUGGGCCCGUGGUUAGUCUUGUUUAUCCUUUAUAUGCGUCAAUUCGGGCAAUUGAGACAAAGUCUCGAGCGGACGAUCAACAAUGGCUUACUUAUUGGAUUCUCUACUCUAUGAUUACAAUUUUCGAGCUUACAUUCGCUAAACUAAUCGAGUGGAUCCCUUUUUGGUCAUAUGCAAAGCUGAUUUUCACGUGCUGGUUGGUCAUACCGUACUUCAGUGGUGCAUCGCACGUUAAGCCAGAUGACAUUCUAAGUGCAGCGGAGAAGUACAUCGAAGAAAAUGGAUCCGAAGCAUUUGAGAGGAUAAUCCACAGGGUUAAUAGGGAUGCUACUUCUUCGAGUAGUCACGACCAUGCAUUUUAUGAUGACGACUAUAGGUACUGA
Molecule: messenger RNA, 444 nt
Organism: Fraxinus pennsylvanica
Lineage: Eukaryota; Viridiplantae; Streptophyta; Magnoliopsida; Lamiales; Oleaceae
Source: the annotation of a GenBank genome assembly